Messenger RNA from Salvia splendens (bonfire salvia), 2728 nucleotides. Its product is annotated as loganic acid O-methyltransferase. The transcript has 2 exons. Gene Ontology annotation, molecular function: methyltransferase activity. The record is from RefSeq and is a predicted model, not a curated record. Lineage: Eukaryota; Viridiplantae; Streptophyta; Magnoliopsida; Lamiales; Lamiaceae. The coding region runs from base 1988 to 2728 and encodes 246 amino acids.
AGAUGAAGUCGGCGACGGGAAAUCAGCCUGAACGGUGCAAUUUGGGAUGUAGCGGUUGUUUCCGGCGUCGAAGAUGGAAUCCCCAAAUAUGAAAAUUGCCGGAAUUUUAGAUCCGAUGGCGGAAGCUGCUAGAAGAAAUAGACUUAGGGAGACGAGCAGCAACUGCCUCUCCAUUUUUUACGAGUGAUUUUGUAGAAAUUAAAUCAAUCGAUUAGUUGAGCAAAGUUGUUGUGAAUUUUGCACAUACAUAGAGAGAAAGGGGUGUUGGGAAAAGGAGGAAGACGACAUAGCAGCAGCACUAACUAAAUGCAUGCAUGGCUUCGAUCAGCAAUUUUUAUUAUGCCAACUCUUCAACGGUUCAACAGCAAUUUUUUGUAGUUUCCUUAUUAUUUGAAUCUCCUGUUUACUAAAUACUAAAACUUGAUUAGUUAUUUAUAUUGCUUUCUGUACAAUAUGAGAAAAGAAUCGAUGUUGAUUUCCAAGAAAACUACUUUGAACCAAAUGGUAAAGAGUAGUCUAUUUGACGUGAGACUAACCUUUUUUUGUUCGCCUUACUUUCCUAGUAUCUAUUUCCAUUCAAAGCAAAAUAUUUCAUUUUCAGCAUGAAAACCUAUGUACUAGUACUAUUGUUUAAUGUAUUAAGUGGAUUAAAAAAUGUCACAGAAAAAUGUUUUCAUUUUUAUAAGAAUGUCCAUUUGCAUGAAACAUUGGUAAAAAUAUGUUAAUUUGAGUGGAAUAAAGUAAGUAUUUUUUUUACUACCGGAUCAAAAUUGGAACACCAACAUAUGAGUUAAGGAGGGUUAUGUGGAGGAUUUGCCAAUGUGUAAGGGUGUAGGACCUAGGGUGUAGCCUAUGUUUGCAAGAGGCUGACAGAGGUAGCCGGUAUUCUACGUAAACCGGUGUCUAACCAUAACCUUGAUUUUAGUUUUCUCGAAAUCAAAACUGCUUAAACAGGUGUCUAACCGUAACCUUGAUUUUGGUUUUUCACAAAAUCGAAACUGCUGGUUUCCGUAGGUUCACAGCUAGGCGUGUAUGUAUUCAAUUUCAGGCCAUACAUAGUAUGCAAAAAAAACAAGAAAACUGGUUUAAUAUCAAUUUUUUAAAUUGUUUCGAAUUAUAAAUUUUCUAUACUAUUUUUAUAAUACAGACGGACAUGUCUGCAAAACACUUGUCAAAAGAGUGAUAUGGAAGUGUUCACCGAGGGCGAGGUCAGAUGAAUAGGUUAGCCAGUUACAUGGACUUUGAUUCCUCAAUACAAUUAAGAAUACGUAGACAAACACUUGUCUUAUAGUUGCUAAACAAAGAAAAGAUGUGAAGAGGAAAAAAAAUAAAAAGUCAUAAACAGAGGUGGGCCUAGACUUUUGGAACCCAUAUUCUAUAUUCGGGAUUUAUGGAGGACUUAGUUGCAGCGCAGCGCAGCGCGACGAUGGAUGCAAGAGUGUUGUGGUGUGUGCGAUGCGCCUUGAUGAGAGUGUAAUGCAGCGUUUAAAGGAGAAGUACUAAUGAAAAUCUUAAUUAUUUUUAAUUAACUAUUACUCCUGAUUAUAAAAUUAUUAAUUCUAGGAUUCUUUCCCGCCGCCCCUUCUAGGUCCGCCAAUAGCCCACUCCUCAUACGCUAACUAACUAGCAUUUCCAGAGCAAAUGAUAAAAAAAUUUUAGAGGCUUUUACUUUUCUUUUUCUUUUUUUUUUGACCAAAUCAUAAAAUUUAUCUAUCAAUUCUUCUUCAGUCAAACAACCGCCAUAUGCAUUAUGAUGGAUUGAACUAUCAGCUAAGGUCAGACGUCUCUCUCUCUUCGACAAAUAAUACAUGAAUUUACUCGUAAUGAUAUUUAUAAAUAGCUAAAACACUUGGUAUUAUUCUAUUGGUAUUAUUCUAUUACUAGUUGAUGCUUUAUUAUAAUUGAAGCACAAAUGUGAAGCGCAUGCAGAUUGUCUAUAAAUAACUACUCCACAACACAACCCCAUGCAACAGACGCUUACACAAACAUGGCUCAGUAUUAUGCUACUCUUCAUUGCUUCCAACACCCUCGGACUUGUGUCCGAAUCACAUCCAGCUCCCUAACGGAUUCAAACCGCAGAACAGAGCUGAAUAUGGGCAGCCCAACUAAGGAAAGCUCAUUGUUAGGCCUCUACGCCAUGAAUGGUGGAGGGGGACAGUAUAGCUAUGCACAAAACUCUUCUUACCAGAGAGGAGUAAUAGAUGUUGCAAAGCCAGUAAUUGAAGAAGGAAUAGCAGCCAAACUUGAUAUUAGACACCUCUCUUCAACCCAAACAUCAACUUUCCGGAUUGCUGAUUUUGGCUGUUCAACAGGAAGGAACUCAUUUCCUUAUAUUCAGAUAAUCACUCAAGCCAUUGAGAAGAAGCUAAUAGCAGAAAAAGGGCGAAUUACCCAAAUCCCCGCGUUUCAUGUGUUCUUCAAUGAUCAGCUAAUGAACGAUUUCAACACCCUUUUCCGAUCACUCCCACCCCAAAUAAAUUUUUAUGCUGCAGGAGUGCCUGGUCCUUUUCAUGGUCGCCUUUUCCCCAAGGCAUCCCUUGAUUUUGCUUACUGCACUUGUGCCCUUAACUGGCUUUCUCAAGUGCCAAAGGCUGUGGCAGACCAUAUGUCUCCGGCAUGGAACAAAGGCAAGGUUCACUACACAGGGGCCAAACAAGAAGUUAGUGGAAUAGGGGUCCCUGCAAAUUUGAAAGAUUUCCAAUGGUUGAAGGUAUUGGGCCUGAAAUAG